AUGAGCUCCUCCCUCGAGGCCAAGAUAGUCGUCUUGGGUUCCCAAGGCGUAGGAAAAACCUCCCUCGUCCACCGCUACGUCCAAAACACCUUCUCUCCCACAACCACAACCCCCACGCUGGGCGCCUCCUUCAUAACCCAACGCAUCCUCGACCGCACCUCCGACACAAUCGUCCGCCUCCAAAUCUGGGAUACAGCAGGCCAGGAGCGCUUCCGGAGUAUUUCCCGACUAUACUACCGCGGCGCGCACGCUUGUUUGCUGUGCUAUGAUAUCACCGACGAGAAAAGCUUCGAGGAAAUGGCGGGGUGGUUGAAGGAAUUGAAGGAUAACCUUACCGUGGGUGAUGAUGGGGAGGGGAUUGUGAUACAUGUUGUGGGAACGAAGUCGGAUGUUGUCGCAUUAGACCCUUCAAGGCGACGGGUGCCGUUUGAGCGCACGAUCGCGUAUGUCGCUGAGCAGUUGUAUCCCACACAGGCGUCUACCCUGCCGGCUACUGCUUCUGCUACGCCUACGACGUCGACGACGAGUUUCAUGCAUCGCUCCAGCAGUACGUUAUUCCUGCAGAGCGCCGAUAGCAAACGGAGUAGUGGAUUCUGGGGGCAGGAUAUCGGAUGGGACUGCUGUCACGAGAUCAGUGCGAAAGAUGGCGAGGGCAUCGAGGAGGUGUUUCGGGUGAUUGCGCGGAAGUUGGUCGAGCAGAGGCAUCGGCGGGAGAUUGUACGGUCGUCGGGGCCCUUGGCGAUGUCUCUUUCCAGUGGUGGUGCGUCUUCGUCGAGGGGGCUUGGGGUUGAUGGGAAUGGGGCUUUUCGGUUGGGGCCUGCUGGGCCGGGCGGUGCUGGCGGUGAUGCGAAGAGGAGGAGUUGGUUGGGGAUUUCGUCGAGUAGCGUUACAUUGGAUGCGUACGGGGAGGAGCAGUUGGAGGGGAGGAAGAAAGGGAAGUGCUGCUAA
Messenger RNA from Aspergillus ruber CBS 135680, 948 nucleotides. RefSeq names its product Rab family GTPase. Gene Ontology annotation, biological process: intracellular protein transport. The transcript is spliced from 3 exons. Gene Ontology annotation, molecular function: GTP binding; GTPase activity. NCBI's taxonomy places the organism in Eukaryota, Fungi, Ascomycota, Eurotiomycetes, Eurotiales, Aspergillaceae. The record is from RefSeq and is a predicted model, not a curated record. Gene Ontology annotation, cellular component: endomembrane system. The coding region runs from base 1 to 948 and encodes 315 amino acids.